Molecule: messenger RNA, 2242 nt
Organism: Carcharodon carcharias (great white shark)
Lineage: Eukaryota; Metazoa; Chordata; Chondrichthyes; Lamniformes; Lamnidae
Product: translation initiation factor IF-2-like
Exons: 7
Coding region: 5-1276 (423 amino acids)
Source: RefSeq, a predicted model, not a curated record
CCCCAUGCGGGAGGAGUACGGAGAGGAGUUCAUGAGCAUGCUGCAGAAGCUGCUCUGGGAGUACCUGCAGCGCCUGGACCAGUCGCUGCCCAGGGUCCGGUUCGACCAGCUACGAGAGGCGGCCCGGGCCGUGGACUCUUCUGACCCCUGCCACGCGCAGUUCCUGAUCGGGUGCCUGAAGAAACUCGACCCUCGCUCGCUGUGGCUGCUCAUCGGAAACACAGAGGUGUCCGACCCCCAGGACGGAGUGUCCCUUGGCCUCGCGUCAGAAGUGGAGCCCGACAUCAACCUCCGAGGCGGCCCCACCUUCCCGACGGCCUGGAGAAGCACCGGCCCGCGCCCUCCAGGCGAAGACGGGCGGUCACCCUGGGCCCCGGCGGGACGAGAGGAGGGCGGCGAGGGCUCGGGGUGGGUGUCCCCGCCAUUCACCCCGGAGCAGCGGGCGGCGGGCAGCCGGCAACCGUGGGCAAGGGGCCCGGAGAGGCGGAGGAGUGGCCGGGCUUCCCACGGCGGUGCGGGGGCGCCGGGGAGGAGCUGCGGCGGGGACCCCGGCUGCCUGCCGCCCCGACAGUCCGAACCGGGGGACGCCGGGCUCCGGCACUCACCCCACCCCCUCCUCCUCCUCCUCCAGCCGGCGGCCCCGGUCGAAACCUCGAGCGCCUGGCGGGAGGUCAAGGGGGCGCCGCUGUCGUCACCGUCACCAGCCUGCGGGAGGUGCGGCUGGAUCUCGGCGCGGAAGCGGGCGGCGUCCGGGGAGGGCGGCCUGCACGGCGAGUGCAGCCCCGGCCCGGGGGAGCCCACCCGCCCCUGGAGGCUGACGGGAAUCAAACGGGCGAGCGGCCGCGAUGUUCGCGGAACGAGGCGCGACAGUGACCGAUCGCCGUGGGAGGGGAGUAGCCCGUCCACCUCGCCGUCUCGUCGCUGGAGGCUGCCGCGCAGAAGCAAGGAGAAAGAGAACCAAGCUGCCUCGGGAUUGAUCCAUCCGGCUUGUAGGAGCCCGGAUGUAGGAGGAUCGUGUGAGCGGCUCCAGGACCCAACCACAGGGAUCGUGCCGCUGCGGCCUCACAGUGUGGAGUUGACAGACGUUAUCUCGGACUCGGAGGACGAGGGCCGGGACCCGCUGACCGCCUGCCUCGGUGGGAAGGGGCCUCUGCGGCUGUACCAGAGGACCAAGUAUGACACCUACAUCCCGACCCUGGUCCAGCACCUGCACCCGCUCGCCGUACACCCCUGCUACGUGGCCCUGGAGAGGUUGGCGAGGCCGACUGUGAGCUAGCUGACUGACGGACCCUGAGCAGCGGCAUCGACCACCGCGGCGGCUCGUUCCUCACGAGCUCUCCGACGUUCGGGACAGUUUGGGGGGGGAACAGCCCGUUUCUUUCGCUCCUCAAGGACACCCCCCCCCCCGCCUGUACUGGAACUUCACCCGCCCCUUUCACGUCGGUCGGCUCCCCCCGUAUACUCAGUGAACUGCGAUUUUCCUUUUCGCUUCUCCCACGUACUGCCUGCUGCGCACAGCUCCGGGUCGCCCGGGGGGUGAGGCCUGCCGAGCAUGGCCGUCAACGCGCCACGGCCGGCGGGGGGGGGUGGGGGGGGGUGGGCAAGUGGUUCACAGGAAGCGGGUCAUCGCCCGCCGCGAGGAAGCAACAUAGCGGGCAGGAACAGGUUUACGAAGGAGGAGGUUUUGAGUGACGGAGCCUCGGUGAGCUCCCCAGCUCUCUGAUGGCAAGAGGAGGAUGGGUUUUUGCACAGGUCGUAGAGGAGGGGGCGGGGGUGGUGGGGCUGCUGGGGGUGCAGUCGGGGAAGUGGUGGCAGCAAGACAUGUCGCUCAUCCGGGAGCGCGGGUCACGAUCCGCUGUCCGCCGAGGCUCCGUGGGUCGGCGCUCUCUCCUCGGGGUCUGAAAGGCUUGGUUUGCAUUCCUGCUCCCCCUCCCCCCCCCCCCCCCCACCACCUCCACCCGCCAUUAGAGACUCGAGCCCCACAACCUCGGCCGACGCCGCCGAGGGAGUGCUGCAGGGUCGGAGGCGCUCCAUCUCCGGGACCCAAAAUCGAUCGGUCAGCUGCAAAGCAAUUGGGGGCUGGCAAGCGGGGAGGUACGAAGGCCAAACCCUUCACAUCUUGACGUUCACCUUUGAGUGAGGUGAGGUGGGGUGGGGUCGGGUGGCAGGGGUGAGUUAGGGACCAGGCAUUCUGGAGAUGGCAUCUAGUCAGGGUCUGAGAGACCAGCUGAGGGACUGGCGG